Caenorhabditis briggsae is the source of this 1320-nucleotide messenger RNA. The record is from RefSeq and is a predicted model, not a curated record. Gene Ontology annotation, biological process: regulation of transcription by RNA polymerase II. The transcript has 8 exons. Gene Ontology annotation, cellular component: nucleus. Bases 1 to 1320 code for a protein of 439 amino acids. NCBI's taxonomy places the organism in Eukaryota, Metazoa, Nematoda, Chromadorea, Rhabditida, Rhabditidae. Gene Ontology annotation, molecular function: RNA polymerase II cis-regulatory region sequence-specific DNA binding; DNA-binding transcription factor activity, RNA polymerase II-specific.
AUGUCUUUGGUGUCGGAUGGUACCAGAACAACGCUAUCAUCGGAUUUCACUGAUUCUUCUAGAACAAACUCACCAAUAGAUGUUGGAGAAGCCAUGGAUCUUUCUUCUGGCUCCUCCUCUUCUUCAUCUCAAGGAUCCGGAAGUUCACCAUCAUUUUCCCAAAAGACCCAUCCCGGGAAAGAAACAGUAGCCAUGUCUAUUGCUCAACCUCGACUCACUGUGAAUGGCAAACGCGUCGGAAGACCACCAGGAACAUUUAAAGUCCACAAGAUUCUAAAGAAGUCAUUGGUGGAAGAGGUGCAUCAGAAUACCGAGAAAGUAUGCAAAUGGAAGGAUUGCUACCAGACAUUUCAUUCCGUUGAGGAAAUCACUUUCCACAUUAACCAAAAACACUUCGACAAAGAAAUCGUCUGUCGUUGGGAAGGAUGUGAUCCCAGAUACUUCAAAUCCCUAUACCUUCUCGUUGGUCACUGUCGCAGUCACACUGGCGAACGUCAUCUGAAGUGUCCAAUUGAAGACUGUCCAAAAGCAUACAAAUCCCGCGAGAACCUCUCAACUCACGUUAGAACUCACACCGGCGAAAAACCGUACUUUUGCCAGUUUGAGAACUGCACCAAACGCUUCACCAAUGCCUCAGACCGUGGCAAGCACGAGAACCGGUGCCACUCUGGGCGUCGAGAGUACAAGUGUGACGUGCCAAACUGCACCAAGUCGUAUACGGAUCCAUCUUCGCUUCGCAAACACAUCCUCCAUAUUCAUGGACCAGAAGUUCAUGAGAGUCGAAAAAAGAAGAAGGUGCGAUGGAUGUACCGUAGAGAUGGAAAACAACUAAACAAGGAUGGAUCAGUGACCACAAUUGAUAGUCCAGCAAUUGCCAGUCCAAAGGAAAAUGGGUCAGAAGCGCGUCAAGCACCCAUAGAUACAGUGCAAAUGCCUCUUCAAUCUGUUUUUCCACAACUCAGCCCGAUUCAGCAGAACAGCCCAAUCCAACAACUUCUACCACCAACACCAACAAUCGGAACAGCAAUCCCAGAAUGGAAUCCAUCUCCACGUGUUCAAUCGGAUUUCCCAUUCUCCGCUUUCAACUCCUAUGUCCCUAACUACAUUCAGAUGAAUGUGGCAAUGGCUAGCCUUCUUACAGUAGAUCAGAAGCUGUUCGUCGCUUCUAAAAUCAUCGAGAGACAACAAUUUGUUCAUGCAAGCCAUGAAACUCUUCAGAAGCCAACCCCAGUUCUGGUCAAGACGGAAUACAAGCAGUGCGAAUGUAAUGAUUGCAAGAAGGGGACGUUUGUCCGAGCUUAUCCGUCACUUCGAGAAUGA